Messenger RNA from Monodelphis domestica (gray short-tailed opossum), 1378 nucleotides. The record is from RefSeq and is a predicted model, not a curated record. NCBI's taxonomy places the organism in Eukaryota, Metazoa, Chordata, Mammalia, Didelphimorphia, Didelphidae.
AUGGAGUUAACAUAUCUGUCUCCAUUCUCCAGAGGAGUUCAUUGUGUUGGGACCACAAGAAACAAUCAUUGCCUUGGUGGGCAGAGAUGUCACAUUCCCAUGCCACCUCUCUCCCCAGUUGGAUGCUCAACAUAUGGAUGUGAUAUGGUUUCAUGACCAGUCAGAUCUGGUACAUCAAUACAGAUAUGAAAAGGAUUAUUUGAAACAACAGCAUCUAGACUAUCAAGGGCGGACAGAAUUUCUUCGUCAGAACAUUUCCAGAGGGAAUGUGGCCCUGAGACUCCAUCAUGUCCGACCUUCUGAUGAGGGAAAGUACCGGUGUUACUUUGCACGUUCCACUUAUAAUCGUGAAGCAGAAUUCCAAGUGGAUGUGGCAAGUACAGGCUCUUCCCCUCACCUACACAUUGAAGGUGCUGGAAAUAAAAGGGUUCGGGUGGUGUGCACAUCUGCAGGGUGGUACCCAGAACCUGAAGUGCACUGGAGGAACCAGACAGAGGAGUCAUUGUCACAAGGCACCACGAUCAGUAGGAAAGAGAAUGGGCUCUUCUCUGUUGAAACCUCAAUCACUGUGUCUGCCGAUUCCAAAGAGAUUGUUUCUUGUGUCAUUGAGAACCCUCUUCUCAGCCAAAAACUGGAAGCAAGUGUUUCUUUGGCAGGGGAGUUCAUUGUAUUGGGACCACAACAACCAAUUAUUGCCUUGGUGGACAGAGAUGUCACAUUCCCAUGCCACCUCUCUCCCCAGUUGGAUGCUCAACAUAUGGAUGUGAUAUGGUUUCAUGACCAAUCAGGUCUGGUACAUCAAUACAAAUAUGAAAAGGAUUAUUUGAAAUAUCAGCAUCUAGACUAUCAAGAGCGGACAGAAUUUCUUCACGAGAACAUUUCCAGGGGGAAUGUAGCCCUGCUACUCCAUCGUGUUCGACACUCUGAUGAGGGGAAGUACCGGUGUUACUUUGCAAGUUCCACUUAUAAUGAUGAAGCAGAAUUCCAAGUGUAUGUGGCAAGUACAGGCUCUACCCCUCACCUACAAAUUGAAGGUGCUGGAAAUAAAAGGGUUCGGGUGGUGUGCACAUCUGCAGGGUGGUACCCAGAACCUGAAGUGCACUGGAGGAACCAGACAGAGGAGUCAUUGUCACAAGGCACCACGAUCAGUAGGAAAGAGAAUGGGCUCUUCUCUGUUGAAACCUCAAUCAAUGUGUCUGCCGAUUCCAAAGAGAUUGUUUCUUGUGUCAUUGAGAACCCUCUUCUCAGCCAAAAACUGGAAGCAAGUGUUUCUUUGGCAGGACUGGCCGACCCUGUGAUUGAGUCUUGUACUGCCCGGACAGGGACUUUCAUUCGUAACCCCGAUUCCUUUGCUGGUCUUAGGAUGACGAAGAGUUAA